Psylliodes chrysocephalus is the source of this 624-nucleotide messenger RNA. The record is from the annotation of a GenBank genome assembly. Lineage: Eukaryota; Metazoa; Arthropoda; Insecta; Coleoptera; Chrysomelidae.
AUGAGCAUAUGUAAUAAGUACGGUAAGAGCUUUACGCGGGCUACUAGCCUUCGCCGUCAUCAAUUAAGUAGAUGUGAUGAGAACUGUCCGAUUCCAUGCAAGAGGCUAAGACCUCUCGGUAUUGAAGUGAUUGAUGGUAGUGUUUCAAAAUUUACCCAUGCUUUUAAAAAUAGAAUUGCAUCAUUCCGGAUUACCAGUACACAUUUAAUAUCACAUAGUGGUUUCCUAUAUGAUAUUAAACCAAAAGUUUUGGGAAUUAUUAAUGACUAUCUCCAGAGGCAUACGUCAUUGAAGAUCAACUUUGAGCUGUUUGGCAUUUAUGUAAAACCAGAUGCGGAAUUAUCUGAUAUUAAGUCCAUGAACACCGAAAAUAAGAUAGUAACUGUUAGUAGUAAUUUAAAUAAGAUUUUUGAAAAAUUCAAAGAGGCUAUAAUGGCCCAAGCUUCAGAAUUUCAAGAGAAAGACUCCAACUGGUCAUUGCAGGAAAUACUGUUUCUUAAUGUUAAUAUUAACCGAUAUAGUGCCAUAGCAGCUUCAUCAUACAUACAACUCCCAUGGUUUAUUAAGACAAAAUGUGCUGUAUUGAAUAUUAAAAACAUAUACAAUAAAUGCUUCGCUUGGUGA